AUGGACGGUGCCAUGGGGCUUCGGGGGCUGCUGUGCGUGUACCUGGUGUCCCUCCUCGCCCUGCAAGCCAUGCCUGCUCUGGGCUUGGCCACAGGCAGGUCCAAGGGCAGCGAGAAGCAACAGGCUCUGGACACAGUGAGCCACAACUCCUUCCCUCACAUCUUACUUCAGACAGUCAAUGGCGUGCUCAUCCGGAGUUUGAAAGUCAACUGUAAAGUCACCUCUCGCUUUGCACACUAUGUCAUCACCAGCCAAGUGGUCAACACUGCUGAUGAAGCCAGAGAAGUAGCCUUCGAUGUAGAAAUUCCCAAGACAGCCUUCAUCAGUGAUUUCGCCAUCACUGCAGAUGGGAAUGCAUUCGUUGGGGACAUAAAGGACAAAGUGACUGCAUGGAAGCAGUACCGGAAAGCAGCCAUCUCAGGAGAGAAUGCUGGCCUGGUCAGGGCCUCUGGGAGAAAUAUGGAGCAGUUCACCAUCCACAUUACUGUCGGUCCCCGGAGCAAGGCCACGUUUCAGCUGACAUACGAGGAGGUGCUGAAACGAAGACUUACACAGUACAACAUUAUCAUCAAAGUCAAGCCCAAGCAGCUGGUGCAUCAUUUUGAGAUCGAUGUGGACAUCUUUGAGCCCCAGGGGAUCAGUAAGCUGGAUGCUCAGGCCUCUUUCCUCACCAAGGAAAUGGCAGCCCAAACUAUCAAGAAGUCUCUAUCAGGGAAAAAGGGUCAUGUGCUCUUCCGCCCCACCGUGGGCCAGCAGCAGUCCUGCCCCACAUGCUCUACAUCGUUGCUGAAUGGGGACUUCAAGGUGACCUAUGAUGUCAAUCGGGACAAAGUCUGUGACCUCUUGGUGGCCAAUAACUACUUCGCCCACUUCUUCGCCCCCCAAAACCUGACAAACAUGAACAAGAACCUGGUUUUUGUGAUUGACAUCAGUGGCUCCAUGGAAGGCCAGAAAGUGAAGCAGACUAAGGAGGCGCUCCUUAAAAUCCUGGGGGACAUGCGGCCAGAGGACUACUUUGACCUGGUCCUCUUUGGGUCUCAAGUGCAACUAUGGAGAGGCUCGCUGGCGCAAGCAUCUGAGGCCAAUCUGCAAGCAGCUCGAGGCUUCGUGAAGCGCUUCUCCGUGGCUGGGGCCACAAACCUGAAUGGAGGUUUGCUCCGGGGAAUUGAGAUCUUAAACGAAGCCCAGGAUAGCAUGCCAGAACUCAGCAACCAUGCCUCACUUCUCAUCAUGUUGACAGAUGGCGAGCCCACAGAAGGUGAGACAGAUCGUUCUCAGAUCCUCAAGAACAUUCGCAAUGCCAUCCGGGGCAGGUUCCCACUCUACAACCUGGGCUUCGGCCACGACCUGGACUAUAACUUCCUGGAGGUCAUGUCCAUGGAGAACAGUGGAUGGGCCCAGAGAAUCUACGAGGACCAUGAUGCCACCCAGCAGCUACAGGGUUUCUACAACCAGGUGGCCAACCCCCUGCUGAUGGACGUGGAGUUGCAGUAUCCCCGGGAUACCGUCUUGGCCUUGACCCAGCACCGACAUAAGCAGUAUUAUGAUGGCUCAGAGAUCGUGGUGGCGGGGCGCGUUGCUGACCACAAACUGAGCAGUUUCAAGGCUGACGUGCGGGCCCAUGGGGAGGGACAAGAGUUCAAAACAACCUGCCUAGUGGAUGAAGAAGAGAUGAAGAAACUCCUCCAAGAACGUGGCCACAUGCUGGAGAACCAUGUGGAGCGCCUGUGGGCCUACCUCACCAUCCAGGAACUGCUGGCCAAGCGGAUGAAGAUGGAUGGGGAGGAGAGGGCCAAUCUGUCAUCCCAGGUCCUGAAGAUGUCACUGGACUAUCAGUUUGUGACUCCACUGACUUCCAUGACCAUCAGGGGCAUGGCAGACCAGGAUGGGCUGGAGCCUACCAUUGACAAGUCCCCGGAAGAUUCUCAGCCCUUGGAAAUGGUGGGACCAAGAAGGACAUUUGUGCUGUCAGCUGCUCAGCCUUCUCCUACUGGCCACAGCCCCAUCGACCCCGGUUUGCCGAACCGAGUGACAGGUGUGGACACCGACCCCCACUUUAUCAUCCACACACCCAAGAAAGAGGAUGUCCUAUGUUUCAACAUCAACGAGGAGCCUGGUGUGAUCCUGAGCCUGGUGCAGGACCCCGAUACAGGCUUCUCAGUGAACGGGCAGCUCAUUGGCAACAAGGCCAGGAGCCUUGGGCAGCAUGAGGGCACGUACUUGGGACGGCUGGGGAUCGCAAACCCCGCGACAGGCUUUCAGCUGGAAGUGACUCCUCAGAACAUUACACUGAACCCCAGCUGGGGCGGGCCCGUGUUCUCCUGGAGGGACCAGGCUACACUGCGGCAGGAUGGGAUGGUGGUGACUAUCAAUAAGAAGAGGAACCUGGUUGUGGCCGUGGAUGACAGGGCUACCUUUGAGAUUGUCUUGCACCGGACGUGGAAGGGGAGUGCAGUCCACCAAGACUUCCUGGGCUUCUAUGUGCUGGAUAGUCACCGGAUGUCAGCCCGGACACAUGGGCUGUUGGGACAAUUCUCCCACCCUUUUGACUUUGAAGUGACUGAUCUCCGCCCAGGCUCUGACCCCACAAAGCCAGAGGCUACAUUGGUGAUGAAAAACCGCUGGUUGACAGUCACCAGGGGAUUGCAAAAAGACUACAGCAAAGACCCCCGACAUGGGGCAGAGGUGUCCUGCUGGUUCGUCCACAACAAUGGAGCUGGUCUGAUUGAUGGUGUUCACACUGACUAUAUCGUCCCUGACAUCUUCUGA
This is a messenger RNA of Castor canadensis (American beaver), 2769 nucleotides long. NCBI's taxonomy places the organism in Eukaryota, Metazoa, Chordata, Mammalia, Rodentia, Castoridae. The record is from RefSeq and is a predicted model, not a curated record.